CGUAAUUAUUUCGCGUAUGGACGGUUUACAGUUGAAAAUGAAAAUGGACGUCGAGGAAAAUGACGGGCGAUUAGCCAUAGUUCCGCUGGGUGACAAAAGUACAUUCGACGGCAAAACAGAAUCAGCCGACGAAAACAGUACGGAAGCCGAGUUGAUAAUAAUUCCUGAAGAGCACAUACCAAUCGAAAAUGAAGUUUCGAUAAAAGACGAUCUAUACGUUGACUGCGAUGCUGGACACCCAUCAGUGCCAGGCGAUAAAAAGGUGAACGAUAUCUUCGAUGAAAUUGGAUAUUCGUCAUUUGAAAAUCCACUUCAUAUUGAAUCUGAUAAAUUGUAUCUUUUACACGAUGGAGAUAUUGAUUUGGCGGGACGAGUUGGAUUGAUACGGCGAUCUCAGGUUGAUAGAACACCGGUCAUACCCGACAGAAAAGCUAUGAGGGUACUUCUACGUCAUAUCUAUGACGUCACUGGAGACGUAUAUGACGACAUCCCAGCCAAGUACCGUACGUCACAUGUCAGUCUAGCGUUUUAUCUCAAAUUGUGCAUCCGAUGCCCAGGACAACGGCUGACAUCCGAAACACAGCGACAGGUUCAAGUUUGACCUUACGGGGCAUUCACAGAAUCGUAACAAAGAUGUCACGGUGCUAUUUCAAAUCAAAUUGAUAACAGUUGCUUCUUUCUCCGGCACACGACAACUUAUUGUAAUAUAUCAGAGGGUUUGACCUUUGGACUCCCCGAGUAGCUGUAAAAGUCCUACCCAACAGUCCGAAUAUGUAUAUGUAUUAC
This is a messenger RNA of Pecten maximus, 786 nucleotides long. RefSeq lists its product as uncharacterized. Lineage: Eukaryota; Metazoa; Mollusca; Bivalvia; Pectinida; Pectinidae. The transcript is spliced from 2 exons. Bases 17 to 601 code for a protein of 194 amino acids. The record is from RefSeq and is a predicted model, not a curated record.